AUGUCAAAGCCACAAUUUUCUGCAGUUUCUGUUGUACCCACAGCAUCUACUCUAGUCAUUAGAGCACUUAAAGAACCACCAAGAGAUUGUAAAAAAGAAAAAAAUGUCAAACAUGCUGGAACUGUAAAAGAGGUUUUGGGAAAAUGUUUUAGUGUUGGAUGCACUGUUGAUGGUCCUAGAGAUUUAUGUGCAUAA
Messenger RNA from Entrophospora sp. SA101, 195 nucleotides. NCBI's taxonomy places the organism in Eukaryota, Fungi, Glomeromycota, Glomeromycetes, Entrophosporales, Entrophosporaceae. The record is from the annotation of a GenBank genome assembly.